Phycomyces blakesleeanus NRRL 1555(-) is the source of this 1237-nucleotide messenger RNA. RefSeq lists its product as hypothetical. Bases 26 to 1237 code for a protein of 403 amino acids. The record is from RefSeq and is a predicted model, not a curated record. The transcript is spliced from 4 exons. NCBI's taxonomy places the organism in Eukaryota, Fungi, Mucoromycota, Mucoromycetes, Mucorales, Phycomycetaceae.
CACUUUUUAGUGUUUCUUAUUGAUCAUGUCGUCUCUUGUGAAGCACUCGUCAGAGAGUUCGGAGGAAGUAACAACAUCAAGGGUGCUCACUCGACGAGCAAGCCGGUCAGCCCAUUCGGGAUCACCCAUCAUGAAUCCCAAGGACAGCUUAGAAACAGAAGAUCCCUCCUCUCUCUCACCCGACCAUAUAGCUACUACCAGUUCUGCCAACGCGCGAUCUCAGUCCGCAGAUUCCAUUAAUGAGCCACAGCCAAGAAAAAGACGGCGCAAAACAAAAGCCCCUAUCUACAAGAAGAAAGAAACACACUCCAAAGCCCCUGGCCGAGACGAUACCGAUAGAGAAACUCGCCAUACAUCCCAACGCAUGUCUAAAGAAGCAAGAGAAGCCAAGAGAGCUGAAAGAGAUGCUGUAAUAAAAGAAAGAUUGGCUGAAUUAGACAAAAUCGAAAAAGCGGUUAAAGACCACAGCCAUCCUGACUAUCAUCGUUUGAUGGAAGAUAUGAAAGUCAAACAUGAGCAGAAAAGACUAGCUAUUGAAUCGCGCCACGAUCUCAUCGAGAUGAAUAUUAAAAACGCACUGACCUGCCAGCAUAAGAUGGCCUAUGACCAGUUUUAUUGGGACAAGUUGGCUCUCCGACGGUCCAUGAUUCAACAAGUUCAGCAAAAGAUCAAUAUACUUGAACAAGAAUACUACUCCCAUGGCCAAGGUGCACUUGACAACCAGCACUUGACUGAGUGGGUACCACCCGAACGACCUCUGAUGAUAAAUAUCCUUUUUCCGUCCUAUAGUAUUACUGCAAAUGAAAAAUAUUUUGCCAAUUAUCACUUUGUUAGCCUUAAUUCACCUCCAAUACGCUCCGAGAUAGUAGGUCUUUCAGAAGACGAAGCCAACAACGACCUUCAAUUAGCACGCGCAAGUAGUCCAAAGAGUUCUGCCUCUGUCUCCCCUGACAUGGUCUAUGCCUCUUAUCAUUACUCGAGCCACACAGCAUCUCCACCACAGCCGGCCCAUCCCGAGACACAUCACAACAGUAAUAAUCACAAAGAAUCUCCUCAUACUACUUCUACUCAGCAACAAACUCCUCCAGGCCUCGUCUCUCCUCCUCUUGAUAUCGUCGAUCCUUACCACCAAACCUACCACGAUCCCUUACGAUAUGAGCGAAACGACCCCACAAGGGAACCCCAGGUCAAAUUACCUCCUCUUCGGCCAUGGCAAUUUGACUCAUCUGCUAUCUAA